Molecule: messenger RNA, 534 nt
Organism: Medioppia subpectinata
Lineage: Eukaryota; Metazoa; Arthropoda; Arachnida; Sarcoptiformes; Oppiidae
Source: the annotation of a GenBank genome assembly
AACUCAUACUUCAUAUAUCGCCCGUCGAUCUCAUUGAAUGGCCUGAAUAUCGUUGGUAUCGCCGGAUAUUGGAGUGCUUUAAAGCCGUCCCAAACAGACGUAUUGAUUGACGAUAGUUUCCCGCUGUGGGCUAUUUUGCUGGUUAUUUCGUUUGCCAUCUCAAUUGUAAUCUACUUGACGUCGGUUCACGACUCGCCACCCGUACUUAAUAUCGGACCUUUCGAUGGCAAGGCAUGGAUACCCCGACUUACUGAUUGGGUUUACCGUAUACUAUACUAUUGGUUGAUGAGACAGAGGAUGAUGGGAUCGAGUUGGUGUACAACCGAAUGGUGACCCUAUUAUACACGACAAUAUCAAUCAGUUUGAUAUCAUCUUUAAGUCUAUUUAUAAUAAAUAGAUUUCAAUCGAAAAAAUUUCACGGAAUUUAUUUAAUAUGUAUUUAUUUAGUAUAUGUUGUCUUUGCUAUACUCAUUGAAUCUGAUAUUUUGUAAAUAAUUAUAUUUCAUGUAUUUUUCAAUACAAUUUAAUUAAUCG